UCCAAAACGUACCAAACCCAACCCCCACAAAAAUAAAACACCAUAUCAUCUUCUCUUCAAUUCUUCUUAGCUAGCUUCAUCUUAUCAUAUCCUCGUCGCCUAGUCAUUUUUCCAGAUUCUCUACCAUCAUUACAAGUUACAAGAAUCCUGGCGGCAGGCCACAGAUCAGAGAAAAAUUAAACCACAUUAAUUGUUAUCCUAAUCGUAAUGGUGCAGGGCGAGCAGGUCUAAGAAUAAUGGCGCUAAUUCCUCCGUGGCUGGAGCCGCUGCUGAAGACGGCGGAAUUCUUCUCCCCGUGCCGCAGCCACGCCGCCGCCGCCAAGAACGAGUGCAACCUCUUCUGCCUCGACUGCUGCAAUGCUGCCGCCUUCUGCCUCUACUGCCGCUCCUCCAAACACAAAGAUCACCGAGUCAUUCAGAUACGGAGAUCGUCGUACCAUGAUGUGGUGAGGAUAUCGGAGAUUGAGAGGGUGUUGGAUAUCAGCGCAGUGCAGACGUAUGUGAUAAACAGCGCCAGGGUUUUGUUCUUGAACGAGAGGCCUCAGCCCAAGAAUAACAAUAACAAUAGUAAUGGUGGGAAAGGAGGAGGCGGAGCUUCUCACAUUUGUGAAAUCUGUGGAAGAACCCUAUUGGAUCCUUUUCGUUUCUGUUCUUUGGGGUGUAAGCUUGUGGGAAUAAAGAGGAAUGGAGAUGCAAGCUUUACCAUAGAUUCCAAGAAUGAGAUGGCAAUGCAAAGAGGUGAAGGAUCAAAAGGUGGAGAACAAUUGCGUGAAGGUUCACAACAUGACAUAUACCCACUCACGCCUCCUCCUCCUCAUUCUAAUGCAAGGAGAAGGAAAGGCAUUCCUCAUAGGGCACCCUUUUCUGCCUAAUAAUCACAAUUUGUAUUUACCUAACACCGCCCCUUGAAUUACAUUAUUCAAAAAUUAAAAAUUACUCAUAGAAAUUUCAUUUUUCUUUUACCUUCUUAA
Ipomoea triloba (trilobed morning glory) is the source of this 971-nucleotide messenger RNA. RefSeq lists its product as uncharacterized. The transcript has 4 exons. The record is from RefSeq and is a predicted model, not a curated record. NCBI's taxonomy places the organism in Eukaryota, Viridiplantae, Streptophyta, Magnoliopsida, Solanales, Convolvulaceae. Bases 237 to 872 code for a protein of 211 amino acids.